Molecule: messenger RNA, 2121 nt
Organism: Conger conger (European conger)
Lineage: Eukaryota; Metazoa; Chordata; Actinopteri; Anguilliformes; Congridae
Gene: alg8
Product: ALG8 alpha-1,3-glucosyltransferase
Exons: 13
Coding region: 56-1630 (524 amino acids)
Biological process (GO): protein N-linked glycosylation
Cellular component (GO): endoplasmic reticulum membrane
Molecular function (GO): dolichyl pyrophosphate Glc1Man9GlcNAc2 alpha-1,3-glucosyltransferase activity
Source: RefSeq, a predicted model, not a curated record
AAAUGCUGUCUGUACGAUAGACCGACCAUCACUUCUGUGUUUGUUGGGGAGUGUCAUGGCGGCGCCCAUGUCUGAAAGCUGGAGUUGGUUCCUCGCUCUGGCAUUUGGAGUUUCCCUUCUGAAAUGUCUACUGAUAAACACAUACCAUUCCACUGAUUUUGAGGUACACAGGAACUGGUUAGCUGUCACACACAGUUUACCUAUUUCACAGUGGUAUUUUGAGGAAACAUCUGAAUGGACCUUGGAUUAUCCUCCCCUGUUUGCAUGGUUUGAAUAUGGACUGUCUCACAUUGCAAAGUAUUUUGACAAAGAGAUGCUGGUAGUGCAGCAUCUAAAUUACGCCAGUCCUGCCACUGUUCUCUUUCAACGAUUCACUGUGAUCUUAGCUGAUGUGGUCUUCAUUUAUGCUGUGAAAGAGUGCUGCAAAUGUGUGAAAGGGAGCAGGCGAUCCAAGGACCUUUUGGGGAAGCCCUCUUUUGUCCUAGCUGGGCUGCUACUCUGGAAUUUUGGACUACUUAUCGUUGACCAUAUUCAUUUCCAGUACAAUGGGUUCUUGUUUGGUGUUCUGCUUCUUUCUGUAGCUAGACACUUUCAGGGAGGACACCUUGAAGGAGCGCUGCUUUUUGCUCUACUGUUAAACCUGAAGCAUAUUUUUCUGUACAUUUCACCUGCCUAUGGUAUCUACCUACUGAGAUCAUACUGCUUCACCAAAGACAAUCCAGAUGAGUCUUUAAAUUGGAGGAGUUUCAGUCUUUUGCGGUUAGCAACACUGGGAGUAAUUGUGUGUUCUGUGUUUGCACUGUCGUUUGGACCUUUCAUUUUGCUGGGCCAGCUUCCUCAGGUUUUGUCCCGGCUCUUCCCCUUCAAAAGAGGAUUAUGUCACGCCUACUGGGCUCCCAACUUCUGGGCCCUGUACAACAUGGCCGAUAAAGUGCUGUCCAUCCUGGGUGUGAAACUGAAACUAUUUGAUGUGGACAGACUUCCUAAGGCCUCGAUGACAGGUGGCCUUGUCCAAGAAUUUCAACAUUCUGUCCUUCCUUCUGUCUCUCCUUCAGCAACGCUGGUUUGCACCGUAAUAUCAAUACUUCCUGCCGUUUUCAGUGCUUGGUUCAGGCCCUCUGGGGUUCGAGGUUUUCUGCGGUGUGUGAUCAUUUGUGCACUAGGGUCCUUCAUGUUUGGAUGGCAUGUGCAUGAAAAGGCUGUUCUAAUGGCAAUCCUUCCAUUAAGCUUAAUGGCAGUUGAGAGAAAAGAGGAUGCUCGCAUAUUUCUCAUCUUGGCGACCACAGGUCAUUUCUCUCUAUUCCCACUGUUCUUCACUGCACCAGAAUUGCCCAUCAAAGUUCUUCUCAUGUUGCUGUUUUCACUGUACAGUUUUACAUCAUUAAAGAUGCUCUUCAGACAUGAAGGCAGCUUGCUUAGUGUUCCAGAGGCAGUUUAUCUCACAGGUUUGAUUCCUCUGGAGGUUUUUUGUGAGUUUGUUUACCCCUGGACCACAUGGCAACAAACCCUCCCAUUCAUCCCCCUGCUGGUGACAUCUGUGUACUGCGCUCUCGGGGUCUCCUACUCUUUCAUCAUGCUCAACGUGUUGUUGCUUAGGACUGAAAAUACUGGAAAAAAUAAGUCCCAGUGAGUGUCUGCAGGCAACAAAAAGUCCACUGUGGCCGUGCAGGGCGACACACAAUCGGUCCUUGUGUCACUCAGGGAUAAUGUCUGCUUGUUUGCUUAGCUUGAGGUUUCUUCCUCCUACUCAUGUCUGUGUGAGCCGACGUGGAAAUUGCAGUGUGAUGAGAAGCGGUGGCUGACAUUGCAUGCUUUGUAGGAGGCCGCAUACUCGUCUCCGUUCUCCUGAAAAAACAACUGGGGAUAUGAGCAGAUGGAUGCAACUAGCGGGUACAAUAGGUUCACUUUUGCACCCCACUGAUUGGGGCAGGCUGUGUUGCAAGAGUAUUUUCAGAAUGGGUGUAGCAGAUCAUUUUUUCCCAUGGUGGACCAAAUGUAAUUUAAAAUUGUACUUAAAUAUGUGGGGCAAUACUGUACCAUUUAGGCAACACAAAAAUGGAAUGUAGUUUUUGCUUUUUAUUUUUGAAUUUUCAUAUUGUCAAAUAAAAUGCUAAUUCUGGC